This is a messenger RNA of Spea bombifrons (plains spadefoot toad), 3415 nucleotides long. RefSeq names its product protocadherin related 15 (gene PCDH15). Lineage: Eukaryota; Metazoa; Chordata; Amphibia; Anura; Pelobatidae. Gene Ontology annotation, cellular component: cell-cell junction; plasma membrane; stereocilium. The record is from RefSeq and is a predicted model, not a curated record. The transcript is spliced from 21 exons. Gene Ontology annotation, molecular function: calcium ion binding. The coding region runs from base 351 to 3263 and encodes 970 amino acids. Gene Ontology annotation, biological process: homophilic cell-cell adhesion; inner ear development; sensory perception of sound.
AUCGGAUUUCAGCAACCUAAUCCUCUUGUCUGUACAAGGGUCUAGCAGAGUCCUAGCAGAGAAGACUUCCAUUGAGUGAGAGCACUCUUCCGAUUAAUAUGGAGCCCUUGCCUGCAGGCUGUUGGUAGGAUGAGGGGUGCUGAUGCUGAGCUUGGGAUACUAGCAGCCUGGUGCUUGGAAGGAGUGGACACCAACAACCUUUGGAUACAUUUUGGAACCCAGGACCAACACUGUCCCGUAUGCAGACAAUGGUACCCGCACUAAUGUAGUUAUGUGAUACAAAUGUAAGGAUAUCUCCUUCUAGAACAUAUUUCUCCUACAAAUCUGUCCCAAGUAAAGUUUGACAGAAAAUGUUACUGAGGUACAGGAAUUACAUAGUUUGUGUGAUCAUAUUCGGAACCUAUUUUGAAUCCAUUUUAACACAAAGUGAUGAUGAUUGUAAACUGGCAAGAACGGGUCCCCCGGCAACCAUAGUGGCAAUAGAUGAAGAAAGCAGAAAUGGCACUAUUAUUGUGGAUAAUAUGCAGAUCAAAGGAACGGCUGGAGGAUCUGAUCCUACUAUAGAAAUUUCCCUUAAGGAUAAUGUGGAUUACUGGGUGAUUUUGGAUCCAAUAACACAACGGUUGUAUCUGAAUAGUACAGGACGGGUUCUGGAUAGAGAUCCACCAGUGUCCAUCCAGUCUAUCGUUGUCCAAGUUCAGUGUAUCAAUAAGAAAGUUGGUAUAGUCAUUUUCCAUGAAGUGCGUAUAGUUGUGAGAGAUAGAAAUGACAAUUCACCCCGUUUUCAGCGAGAUAACUACUACACGGCUGUAAAUGAGAUGACACCAGUUGGAACUACGAUAUUUACUGGAUUCUCAGGAGAUAAUGGUGCUACAGACAUUGAUGUUGGACCAAACGCACAAAUAGAAUAUGUUAUACAGUACAAUCCAAAUGAUACUGCAUCAAGUGAGACUUUUGGCAUCCCCCUCACACUGUCGGGAGCGGUAGUCUUGCGUCGCAGGUUGAAUUAUGAAGACAAGACACGCUAUUAUGUCAUAGUCCAAGCAAACGAUCGUGCACCUAACCCUAAUGAACGAAGAACAAGCACAACCACGUUAACGGUUGACGUUCUUGAUGGAGACGAUCUUGGACCUGUGUUCCUUCCUUGCAACCUUGUGAACAACACCCGUGACUGUCGUCCUUUAACAUACCGAGCUAGUCUGCCAGAGCUGAGUGGUCCAGCAAGAGUAAAUCCAAUCAAUGUCACACCACCUAUUCAAGCUGUGGAUCAAGAUCGGGAUAUUCCUGUCUCUGAGCGACCUGGUAUCGUAUUUUCCAUCCUCAUUGGCACCCCUGAGGAUUAUGCUGAAUAUUUCUUUAUGAACAGCACUACAGCAGUACUUACUCUCCUCAAACCAAUUAGUAGAGAUCUACACCAGAAAUUUGAUUUGGUCAUUAAGGCAGAACAGGACAAUGGCCACCCGCUUCCAGCCUUUGCUAGCCUCCAUAUCGACAUUAUGGAUGAGAAUAACCAGGCCCCCUACUUUACUUAUUCUACAUAUCAAGGCUAUAUAAUCGAGUCAUCACCUGUGGGAACAACAAUCUCUGAAAAUCAAAAUUUGACUGCUCCCUUACAGUUCAUAGCCCUUGAUAAUGACGUGGAAGAGACAAAAGACCCUCAGCUUUUUUUGUACUUAGUGGGCUACACUUCAGUUUUCUCUGUGACCCAGUCUGGAAUAACGCGCUACCUCACAUUACUUCAGCCGGUUGAUCGAGAGCGACAGCAAAUUUAUAAGUUUUCAAUUAUUGCAUCAGAUGGUACCCAAGAAAGUGCUCCGGUCACAGUGAACAUACUGGUGAUUGAUGCAAACGACAACUCGCCUACAUUUUCCAGCCUCUCCUACAGUGUUAAGAUCUAUACGGACAUGACAUCCAUGGACAACAUAAUUAAACUUACAGCUGUGGAUGCAGAUGAAGGAAUUAAUGGUCUGGUCACAUAUGAGAUUUUAGCUGGAGCGCGAGGACAUUUCAUCAUAAAUAACAGGACUGGAGUCAUCACAAUCACUCCUGGAAUUACUCUGAUGGUUGGGGAUUCCUAUACAUUAACUGUGAAAGCGUCCGAUAAUGCACCACCAGCUCAGAGAAGAAGUUCUAUCACUACAGUUUACAUUGAAGUUCUUCCACCCAACAACCAGAGCCCUCCCCGGUUUGCCCAAUUGAUGUAUAGCCUUGAAAUCAGUGAAGCUACGAGGAUUGGAGCAGUCCUACUAAAUAUACAGGCCACAGAUCGAGAAGGUGAUCCAAUCACAUAUUUCAUUCAAAAUGGAGAUCCCCAGAGGGUAUUUAACCUUUCCAUAAGUUCUGGACAUUUAGUCUUAGCCAAGUCUUUGGACAGAGAAAGUACAGAUCGUUAUAUUUUGAUAGUGACGGCAUCAGAUGGUAGACCAGAUGGGACCUCCACUGCCACUGUUAAUGUGCUGGUGACAGAUGUGAAUGACAAUAACCCCGUAUUUGAUCUUUACCUGCCUAGAAAUCUUUCUGUCCAAGAGGAAGAAGUGAAUGCUUUUGUGGGUCAAGUCAGGGCAACAGAUCCAGAUGCUGGAAUCAAUGGUGAGGUCCAUUACAGCUUGGCAAACUUGAACAAUAUUUUCCGUAUCACACCCAAUGGCAGUAUAUAUACAUCUGUAAAACUGGACAGAGAAACAAGGGAUAGUUAUGAACUUGUGGUUGUGGCAACAGAUGGAGCGAUGGAUCCUCGACAUUCUUCUCUUACACUGUUUAUCAGGGUUAUAGACAUUGAUGACAAUAGCCCUGUGUUUACAAAUGCUUCAUACUCUGUAACUAUUCCAGAAAACAUGCUGCCUGGUACAAUUUUUUUACAAGUACAGGCAAAGGAUGCUGAUCUUAGUGCUAACAUUACUUAUCGGAUAAGAUCCCAGGAAGUUCGGCAUCUCUUUGCAAUGAACCCUUCAACAGGAGAAUUAUCCCUUCUUAAAGCCCUCGAUUAUGAGUCAUUUACUGGUGUGGAGGCAGCAUACACAUUUCUUAUUGAGGCUUUGGAUGUCGGAGGAACCAUGCCCCCUGGGCUUGCCACUGUUACAGUAAGCGUUAAGGAUAUGAAUGAUUACUCGCCAGUCUUUAGCAAAGCUAUCUACUGGGGAAUGGUGGCUCCAGAUGCUGUUAAGGGCACAGUUAUUGCUACAGUUUCAGCUGAAGAUCAUGAUCCACCGGUAAGUCAACUGCUUCUAUUAAUAUACUUAUACCCAAGUGAGAAACUUAUUUAACCCCCAUAAGUGACCCAGCCCUUUGAGCAUCAAAGUUGAUUAUCAAGAGCUCCUCUCAGCAGUAGCUCUCAUACAUUUUUUAUACUUGCUUGUUCAUUGUCAUUAUAGGCUCAGAGGCUGCAAUUGCAAUGAUUUGUCCAAACUGAAAUAUG